Messenger RNA from Acanthamoeba castellanii str. Neff, 867 nucleotides. RefSeq lists its product as uncharacterized. The coding region runs from base 1 to 867 and encodes 288 amino acids. The record is from RefSeq and is a predicted model, not a curated record. The transcript is spliced from 9 exons. NCBI's taxonomy places the organism in Eukaryota, Discosea, Longamoebia, Acanthamoebidae.
AUGGACGCGCCACCAGUUGAAGAUCUCGCACAACAGCUCAACGAAACCACCCUGGAAGCGUCGGGCGAAGAUGUGGCACCAGAAGAGCCAACGAUUGAAAGCCCCAAGGCGCUCACCUGGCGACGCAACAAGCUGUCGGACAAGGAGCGCUACGAGGACGACUUCUACUUCGAGAUCAACGGCAAGCGGAUGGUCAUCAACCAGGAUGUGGCCAACGAGCUUGACACCGUGGGGCUCACCGUGUGGGAUUCCAGUUUGGUGAUGAUGAAGUACCUGGAGAAGCUGCACAACCAAGGCCGAUUCGGUCGUGGGAUGAAAGUCCUGGAGCUGGGCAGCGGUUGCGCUCCGGUCAGCAUUGCCGCCGGCAUGCUGGGAGCACAAGUGACUGCGACCGACGUGGAGUGGAUCCUGGUGUUCACCAAGAGAAACUCGGAGCUCAACCGCAAGCUCAUCGAAGAGGGUGGUGGUUCGGUCGAGUGUAGAACAUUGUAUUGGGGUAGAGAAGCGGACAUGGAGGGGCUGCCGCAUUUUGACUUUAUCAUCGCAGCUGAUUGUAUCUACAAGGAGAAGCAGGUGGUCACUCUCCUGAAGACGAUGCACCAACUGGCAGAUGAGAAGACGAAGAUACUGGUCGGGUACGAGCAGCACAAUCCAGAAUCGGCCCACGCAUUCUACGUCCACGUGAACCAGUACUUUGACACCGAGAGCAUCCCGCUGAGCCAGCACGAUGGCUACUAUCAGCAUCCCAAGAUCAAGCUGAUGUGGCUCACCAAGAAGGAAUUCACCCCUCCGCCCACCAUCUCGGAGGACACGAAUUGGGUUUCGGCCACCGCCACGGCGUCAAAGAAGGAACAACAACAGGCCUGA